AUGGUCUAUGGCAGGAGUAUAGCAAUUGGCGUUGUAUUUUUGGCCAUUGUUUGUGCAUUGUCGGCAUUGAUUUUCUAUUUGAGUUUGGGUCCCUGUCCCAGUGGCACAUUUGCCUGCGACAAUGGCCGAUUCUGUGUGCCGCAACGACAAAUAUGUGACCAUCGUCGGGAUUGUAUCGAUGGCAGCGAUGAACAUCCCGUUGAGUGCGGCAUUCUCUAUGGCAGCAUACAAAUGACAGAUAAAAUUAUACAAAAGGCGAUUGAGAAACAUCGUCAGAAGCUGCAGCAGCAACAGCAAACUAUUGUGGGCAAUAAUGUGACGGUUGCGACGACGUCGUCAUCUUCAUCGACGGACACAGAAACCAUCCACAAGGAUUUGAAUGUAACAAAGGCCGCUGAAAGAGACAACAAACAACUAGAACAACAACAAAUGGCAAAAUACAACAAUUGUGAAAUAUCAACAUAUCCAAAAAAAUGUAUCUGUCGAAAAACAGCCCUAUAUUGUAGCUCCAAAGCAUCUCUAACAAGUAUACCCGAAAUAAGUGAAGAAGUCACAACUCUAAUAAUAGUAAACAACAAUCUAACCUUACAAAGAAGCGCAUUUGCUUCCAAUACAAAUUUAGAAAUAUUAACAUUGAAGUACAAUAAUAUACAAAUAUUACCGGUGCGGACAUUCGAAAAUCUCACCCAGCUAAAAAAACUGAAUAUACGUUACAAUAGUUUAAGUACAAUAACGGAAGAUGCAUUUCAUGGUCUCGAUAAACUCCAAUGGUUAUUUUUAAGUUCCAAUCGUCUGCGAACGUUACCCAUACACGAUUUAUCAACGAACUUACCGGCGUUGGAAUGGUUGGCCUUAAGUGAUAAUCUACUGACACUGGAUGGUGAAAUAUUUCCAACGAUGCCGGUACUCUAUGAAUUGGACUUAAAUGAAAAUCUCAUUACCCACAUCCAUCCAAAGGCAUUUUGGGGCUUAAGGAAUAUUCGCGAUAUAAGACUAAUCGGUAAUCCGCUAUUGCAUUUAAGUCCUGAGACAUUUGUGCAGAACAACUAUCUGGACGCCUUAUCUUUGGCCUACACACCGCUGAAAAUAGACGAAACUAUUUUACACGCGCUCAAUUUAUCCUAUCUAAAUUUAAAUGGUAUAAAAUUUGAAAGGAUCGAUUUCGAGACGAUACAAAAUAUGUUGAAUUUAAAAUAUAUUAUCUAUGAUCGGUUCUACUAUUGUUCAAUGACACCGAAUAUAAGACAAUGUAAGGCGAACAUAGAUGGUGUAUCGUCGUUCAAGGACCUGUUAAGUAAACCUGUGUUACGUUAUUCGGCCUGGAUUAUGGCUGUAAUUACGAUAACCGGUAAUAUUAUGGUGUUGUGGGGACGUUUUAUAUAUCGUGAUGAAAAUAAAGCUGUCACAAUGGUUAUACGGAAUUUGGCAUUGGCCGAUAUACUAAUGGGUUUCUAUUUGCUGAUAAUUGGUAUGCAGGAUCAUCGAUAUCGUAAUGUUUAUCAUAGGGUUGCUUUGGACUGGAUAUCAUCAUGGCACUGUGCUGCCGUGGGAGCUUUGGCUGUUAGCUCUUCCGAGGUUUCGAUGUUAAUAUUGGCCUUUAUGUCGUUGGAACGUUUCUUGCUUAUUGCCGAUCCAUUUCGUGGCCAUCACCACAUAAGUGUGAAAAACAUAUUCUUUGCCCUGUUAAGUAUUUGGGUAAUGGGUGUUGGUAUUGCAGUGGCUCCUCUCAUACUAUGGCACUCGAGUACAAAAUUUUAUGGCACCUAUUCGGGUACAUGUUUUCCAUUGCAUAUCCAGGAACCGUAUCCUCUGGGUUGGCAAUAUUCAGCUUUUAUGUUUCUCGGUGUAAACCUUUUUCUACUCAUAAUGAUUGGAUUUUUAUAUACCGCGCUAUUGGUUUCAAUAUGGCGUACGCGAAAGGCAACGCCUUUAUCCUUGCUGGAUUGUGAAUUUGCUGUACGAUUCUUUUUUAUUGUAUUAACGGAUGCGCUGUGUUGGGCACCCAUAAUUAUUGCCAAAAUAUGGGUAUUUUUUAAUUACAAUAUUUCUGAUGAUAUCUAUGCCUGGUUAGUGGUAUUCAUUUUACCCCUCAAUUCGGCUGUCAAUCCCCUCCUGUAUACGUUUACCACCCCAAAAUAUCGCAAUCAGGUAUUAAUGCGCGGUUGGAAGAAAAUAACUGCACGGCGUCGUCAUCAUCAGGAUCCAUCAAAUGGUUUGGCCACAACAAUUGCCACGGGUACGGGUUCGUCACAGCAACAGGAAGAAUCAAGCGGCAAGGCAAUUCCAUUGGCAUACAGUAAAUAA
Molecule: messenger RNA, 2304 nt
Organism: Musca vetustissima
Lineage: Eukaryota; Metazoa; Arthropoda; Insecta; Diptera; Muscidae
Gene: Lgr3
Product: relaxin receptor 2
Exons: 11
Coding region: 1-2304 (767 amino acids)
Biological process (GO): G protein-coupled receptor signaling pathway
Cellular component (GO): membrane
Molecular function (GO): protein binding; G protein-coupled receptor activity
Source: RefSeq, a predicted model, not a curated record